Molecule: messenger RNA, 666 nt
Organism: Vigna unguiculata (cowpea)
Lineage: Eukaryota; Viridiplantae; Streptophyta; Magnoliopsida; Fabales; Fabaceae
Source: RefSeq, a predicted model, not a curated record
AUCAGUUGAAAACGUUAUCACAAUCGGAAGCACCAGAGAGAGGGAACAGAGUGAAACAAGAGUAAGCUUCUCCAUGAGGUGCCUCCAGUUCCAAUCUUCACUGCUUCUUCCCUUGCAUGCAAAACUCAAACACCAGCAACAUCAUCAUAUAAGCCACACCUCCAAACUAUUUUACCUUUCUACCCACCAACCUCCAUGUUUUCUGCACUUACCUUCAUCAACUCCAUUAAGUACCAAGGCACUCCCACAUUUAAUGGUGGUUCCUCCAGCAGAAUCCGGCGACCUAUCAUCGUUGCUUCCGAUAGGUGGCGUGCUUCUAUCAAUGUACGUCGUCACGAAUUUUGUCGUCCCAGGUUUCCUUGCCAACUCUUUUCCAAAGGAUGAGUCAAACGAAGAGAAGGAUGAUGACGAUGAAGAUGAAGAAGAUGACGAAGAAGAAGAUGAAUAAAGAGGGGUAUAGUCCUUAGCACGAAAGAAGACACUUCUUCGUCUAUAUCUUCAAUGUGUAGUUCAAAGAGCAAGUACUUAGCGCUUAAGAAGUUUACCCUCAAUGAUUAUGUUUUUUCUUAGUACUGAAAAUUAGACUGAAAAGCGUAUAACACCAUUAAUGUAAAAGUUGUAUUAUUAUUCAUGAACAAUCUUUUAUGGCAAUUUUCUCCCUUUUUA